This is a messenger RNA of Humulus lupulus (European hop), 672 nucleotides long. RefSeq lists its product as uncharacterized. The transcript has 2 exons. NCBI's taxonomy places the organism in Eukaryota, Viridiplantae, Streptophyta, Magnoliopsida, Rosales, Cannabaceae. The annotation marks the transcript as partial. The record is from RefSeq and is a predicted model, not a curated record.
AUGGAACAGCCUGGUGGGCAGGAGGUUCACCAUACUGCUGUUUUCGAUGAGCAUAGCCCUAAAAUCCAGCAACAAUCAGGAAAACAACUGAUGGGCCACAACGACACUGGGAGUUCAACAUCAUUGCCGCUGAAUCUGAACCCGGAUUACUUGACUGUAGUAGAACAAGAAAACAUGCCGUUAAGAAACCAUUUGGCCAAAGAAAUCGAUGAGAGUAGACAGAAAAGUUACGCUGAUCCUAAGCGUAGGAACGUGGAAUUCCAGGUUGGGGACCACGUAUUUCUGCGAGUUUCACCGUUGAGGGGUGUGAGGAGGUUUGGAGUGAAGGGCAAACUGAGUCCACGGUUUGUUGGACCCUUUGAGAUUUUAGAGAGGGUUGGACAGGUGGCUUACAGGCUGGCCUUGCCACCGUCGUUAUCAGGAGUUCAUAGUGUGUUUCAUGUCUCCAUGUUACGGAAGUAUGUUUCUGAUACAACACAUGUACUGAGGUACGAGGAUUUGGAGUUACAGACAGAUUUGUCCUAUGAAGAGCAACCAGUUCAGAUUUUGGAUCGGAAGGACAAAGUUUUACGGAAUAAGACAAUUCCGUUAGUGAAAGUAUUGUGGAGGAAUAACAAGGUCGAAGAGGCGACCUGGGAGUUAGAGACAGCGAUGCGGGAUCAGUAUCCCGAG